Messenger RNA from Exophiala spinifera, 1965 nucleotides. RefSeq lists its product as uncharacterized. NCBI's taxonomy places the organism in Eukaryota, Fungi, Ascomycota, Eurotiomycetes, Chaetothyriales, Herpotrichiellaceae. The record is from RefSeq and is a predicted model, not a curated record. Gene Ontology annotation, molecular function: transcription cis-regulatory region binding; DNA-binding transcription factor activity, RNA polymerase II-specific; zinc ion binding. The transcript has a single exon. The coding region runs from base 1 to 1965 and encodes 654 amino acids. Gene Ontology annotation, cellular component: nucleus. Gene Ontology annotation, biological process: positive regulation of transcription by RNA polymerase II.
AUGUCGGUGACAGUCUGCACCUCCUCGGCACCAGGUCUGGCGACCCAGCGAAGAAACCUGGCUGGCAAACGAACAAAUUCACUAGGCUGGGCCAAGGCUGACUGCCACACUUGUGCCGAAAAGGGCCGGACAUGCGACCGUCGUCGCCCAAAGUGCAGCGCUUGUCUUGACGAUGGCGGGACAUGCGGCGGCUAUAUCCAAGCGCUGAAUUGGGAGCGAGGAACUGUUCGACUGGGCAAAUCGAAAUUCAAGGCAGCCGCCUCAGUGACUCGGAGGGCUCCCUCCGAGGAGACUUCCUCGCCACAAUCCCAGUCCCAGCCUCAACCAAAGCUACCUCAACCAUCGGCCUUUGUAUUCGUAGAUCAGACGCACUCAUCAGAGAAACCGAGGAAGAAGCCACGGAAGAAUUCCAAGUCACGCAUAUCGAUUCCGACCCCGCCUGACCGAUCCGCGCGCUCAUCCAUCUCAUCAAACUGGAGCUCUGUCAACCCGACAUCUCCUUCGACCUCUUGGUCACUGACGAAGAGCACGACGCCACUUUCUGCAACAUACGAGUCGCACGAGGUUUUGUUGCCUCUGUCUCCUAGACUGUCGCGACCACCAGUAGAAGAUGCGUUAGCCUUCUACCACGCCCGGUUUUCCAAAACCACCCUCACCUGGGACGUGCCGGUCAACCCGUGGCAAGCAGCCCUCCCUCAAAUCCACGAUGAGGUGCCCUGCGUGCUCUACGCGGCAAUUGCCCUUGCUCAACGUCAACAGGCGCAUCUCUCUCACCAGGCCGAGGGCCUGGGUGUACUCAGUCUCAAGGCGAAAGCCCUCUCGAUUUUUGCGACUCACUUCAACGACCUCUCCUUUGAAUCAGCCAUAUCCACGACCUUGUUGCUGAUAGCAUUGGACUACGCCGAGUCCGGGGUGUCUAACUGGGCCAUUCAUCUCCGAGGAGCUCUCAACGUUCUCGAGUCAAGCGGAGGCAUACGAGUGGCGGAGUCACGGCAGAACCUGCGAAGUCAGAUCGCCAUGUUACUCUGGUACGACGUCGCGGCGGCGAUGCUGUCACGCUGUUCGCCAAUCUUUCCUCGACGAUACCUCGAGUCGUUGAUGCUGUGGCAGCGCGAGACGGAGUGGAGCAUGAUCGGGCUCAACGGGCUUCCAGACGGGAUGUUCCUCGACAUGUACGAUCUGGCCAUGACGGCCGCACACCCCGAUGCCAUCUCGGCUGAAGUUAUCACGGCCUUUGAAGCGAGGAUCACAGGAGCUCUGGUUGGCGACGAGGAAAACAGUCUGCUCAAUGCCAUGUCACAGGUCUGGAAAUUGGGACUGUUGCUGUAUUGUCAACGCGUCUUGGUCCCUUUUGUCCAUGACAAUUACGAUGUCAACUUCGGUUUCGAUUUCGAUUCAUCCACGACAAAGUCUGCUUUUACUACAAUCGACCCAGACUCGUCAUCGUCGUCAUCGUCAUCGUCAUCGUCAUCGCCGUUUCGUGUCACGGCUUCCUCAGAUGAUGGAGGCCCAAGACACCUCGCCAUCGAGAUUCUCAGCAUCGUCGCCGAAUUACCUCCAGACAGCAACUUUCAGAAACAAUGUUUACUCCCCAUCAUACUAGCUGCCGUCGAAGUACCCAGCCGAGAUCUACGGUAUCGAAAAGUCGCCAUCGACUACUGUGUGCGGUGGAAGGAGAGGACGGGAAUCUGGAUCUUCGACUCGGCCUUGGAGUUUAUGAGUGGAGUGUGGUCGAGGAACGAUUCCGAGGUCCAGGAGGUACAGAUAUUCCAAACGAGGAGGGAGGCUCUAAACUCUGGCCCGGGUGAGGACGACAACGACAACGACAACGAUCAUGAUGACGACGACAACGACGACGACGACUAUCACGUGCGAAAUAGAAACCGAAACACGUCAGCGGGUAUGGCUGUGCCUUGGACAGAGAUAUACCCAAGAGGAGUUGAAUAUGGGUUUUUGUUUGGUUGA